Messenger RNA from Caenorhabditis auriculariae, 5724 nucleotides. The record is from the annotation of a GenBank genome assembly. NCBI's taxonomy places the organism in Eukaryota, Metazoa, Nematoda, Chromadorea, Rhabditida, Rhabditidae.
AUGGGUGGGAAGCCUUCGAAGGCCGGCCGGACGGCGAGCAGCGGCAGCGGCUUUGGCGCCGGCGACCAGCGCCACUCCCUCUUCUCCAUCGACUCCCUCGAGCCCAUCUUCCUGCCCAACUUCGGCGUUCCUGACCUCUGUGAGCCUUUUUUGCAUGUUUGACUGACGAUCUCGAUUCUCUUUUUUCUGCUAAUUCAGUGAUGAUUGGUUUGUCCCUGGCUCAGAAAUUAUAAUGAGUCGAUGUUCAGCGAAGCUUCAUCUUCCGCCGGAGCCGCAGCCAUCGGCUCCCUCGGCGCCGCCACUCAGUCGCAACAAACAGGUCGCCAAACGUCGACCUCCUUCCACCAAUCCGAAUCUUGUGAGCAUCCCCACAUUAAUGGCACAUCCCUUUUGAGAUAUGAAAGACGUUUUGUUGUAGAGAAUGGCAUUUUUGAGUCUGUUUUUAAAAUUGCACAGAAGUCGGUAUUUUCAAUGGGUAUUCAUCGAAAAAGAAAACUGGUUCCAUACCGAAAAAGCCUCUUCAUCUCCAAAAAAAUCAAUUCUACUUAAGAGGACACUUCUACCUGGCUGUCCUAAUGUAAAAAAAAUUUCUCUGAAAUGAGAAAUUUGUGCUUUUUAGAGCAACUUGAGCGCUCUCAUGAGCCUUUAUUAAUCAAAAUCAAAAUGUUUUACUUCUCACACACACGUACUAAAGUUUACGGAGUAAAUGUAGGGAAAAAGAGAAAAAUAGGUGUUGCGAACUUGUUUUAAACUUUUUUUCAUUCUGAAUUUAAUUUCCUCUAAAAAAAAUAAGCCUUUCCGUAAAAAAUCAUGUGAAAUUUUGAAACAGAAUAAAAAGUGCUAUAAGAUGACUUUGACAUCGAAAUAAUUGUUUUCAAAGAUAUCUGCAGGUCGUGAAUAGAUCUGGAUCUUCGGCCGAUCCGAAAAAUCCGCCUCUGCCGCUUCGAAGAGAAUCUUUGGCUCCGAGCAAGUCUGUCAGCACUAACAUGAGCACUUUCGGCAACACCACGUCCAGUCCAGGUUUCUUGUUUUUUUUUUCGAAUCAAUCAAUUUACUUUCUUCUCCAGAAGCCCAGAAAUUGGCAAGAACAAAGUCGAACGCAUCGACGGCCUCUCUGCCGACGGGAACCGUCUCUCGUCGAGUUUCUCCUUGCCCUCGGGAAUACAGUUUGUUCAUCUCUUUUUUUGAUUUUGAUAAGGAAAAUUUCAACCGAGGUCAGGGACACCAGAAUGGUCCCUAGAGGGACUACCUUAGGGGUCUUUGGAGGUUCCCCUCUAGGGGUAUUAAAUCUUUCAAAAGUGGGCUACUCUAGGGAGCAUGCUGGUGGUCCUAUACGUCUUUUUAAUAUCUCUUAAUACCUUUCAAAAAAAGAUCACUAUAGGGAACACUCGUGGGUUUAAAGGUCAGACCAUACGGCUCUAGAGGGACCAUCGCACUUAUAGCCCUCUAAUUAAGAGGGCCAAAUCUCUUGAGAGCACUAUUUUGACCCCUAGAGGGCCUGUUUUCCCUUGACUUUUCUAGAAACACUGGCCUUCCUUAUUUUUUCGAAUGAGUCAUUGAUAAUCAUCGAUUUGUGUUUCAGAGCGCUCUUUGAUGAUUGCAAAGUUCACUUUUGUCGCGGACGGCGACAAUGAAAUGAGUUUGGAGGAAGGCGAUCAGCUUUAUCUCCUUGAUGACUGGUAAAAUCGGUUGUAUUUCAGCAGAUAGCUUGAUUGAUCAUUAAAAUAUGCUAGUGACAAAAGAGGGGAAGUUUUGGAAAAGAAAAACUUGAUAACGGAACAAUUUGUUCACUUUAUAAAGUAAGUACUGUAGUGAUGCUUUUUUGUUACCUUUUUGAUUUUGAGGAGAAAAAAAAAACUACGUAAUUUUAAUCCUACGACUCUUUAUUCUUUUUUGGCCUUUCCUAUUUCAAUUAAAAUUAAAGUUCUUUAGAAAAGCUUAUUUUAAUUGUCAAGCUUAUUCUGACAAUUUUUCUCGAAGAUAUUAAAUUGGUUUUGCCUUUUCAGUGAAGCCAAUUGGUGGUACGUAGAAAGCAAAACGACAGCCAAACGGGGAUUUGUACCGAAAUCUCACAUUUGUCAAGCGGAAAUCCGAGAAGAGUGAGUCAUGUCAGGUUCCGGGUUACAAGUCUUGUUUUCAGCUGGUGGGCCGGCAACAUUUCGCGUAUUUUGGCCGAGAGACGCGUCCUGCAGCCGGACCUCCCCGUCGGCUCUUUUCUGGUCCGCGAGAAACCUGCCGACAACAUCUUCGUUCUCACUAUCAAGGACCAAUGUGAGUUUGUAUCUUCCGAUUUUGUCCAACUUGGCCGAUAAAGAUCUCGAUGCAAGGCAUUACGAAAUCAAGCAGUUGGGCAAUGGAAAAGGCUUCACACUGGGAGAUGAAAUGCGUUUCACGACCCUGCAAGAUCUCGUCGAGCACUACAGAAGUGGGUUUUUGAAGAUUUUUUGAUUCAAAGGGUGCUCCUGAACUUUUUUCUUAUAGAAAAUAUAUCGAAACUUCUAACACAGUUUAUGGAUUCAGCUGGAAACUUCUGCUUUUUUUUAAGAAUCUUUGAAAAUAGACUGAAACCGAGUCGACUUGGCCUUCUGUUACAGCCACGUGUCGAGUUGAAACUUUGAUUUUUUUUUUCCUUUAAAAUUAAGAAAGUCUUCCUGAAGCUGGAAGUUUGGCUGUAAACUCUGGAAUUGAUGAAUUCAAAACAUGAAAAACUAAAAAUUUGCAGCUGUCAAAGUUAUUCACAUUUUCGUUGAAGCACCUAGAUCACCAAAAAUCAAGCUGUUCUAUUUUUUUCCCCCUAGCUUUUUCAGAGGAAAUUUUAAGAAAACAUAAACUAGAGUACUGAGUUACUAAAACCUAUUCCAGAAAAGACCAAUAUAUAUCAUCGUGUAAACAAUAAUUGUUAGUUCAUCGCGGCAAUACUCCGUCAGCCUGUAGUACUGGGGUUUUUGAGGCCAGAGCGGCGGUCUGUGCACGAUUCUGACGAAAGGAGCGCCGCCAGUCAGAGAGGAGACCGAGAUGCUCUACACGACGAUGGCCAGUUGGGAGGUCAAACGAGAAUCCAUCCGACUCAUCCAGAAAGUCGGCCAGGGACAGUUCGGCGAGGUUUGUCUUGGAAAUUUCCAAUUCAUUCUGGCAUUUCUGCAAAUUUUCGUGAGCUGUCCAGUCCAGAAUGGUCGAAGACAGGGAAUGUUCCCAUUUAAAAAAAUGGCAAAAAAAUGAAAAAAAUAAAUCUUUAUCUAAUAAUCGUUUCAAAAAAAUGUUAUAAUUUCCGAAAUUUCUUAGGCUCUAUUUUUGAAUUUUUCGCACAGGAAUUCAAAAAUAAAUCUUUUAUUAUCUACAUUUUUCUGUCUAAUGAUUGAGAUCAAAUGCUAAAAGUCGAAUCUUUUAUUUUUGACUUUUGGAUGGAGGCUGUUCCUUUUGAGUUUCCAGCUACUAUCGCCCCCGCGAGCAAAUUACCUUUGCUUGUCGAUUUUUUCUUCUUACUUGCUACGAUGGUCUUUUAAUAGCGUUAAAUUUUUUGAUCUUUAUUGAUCUAACAGCUCGUAAAAAAAAGUCGAAAAAUGCAGCACUAUUAAAGGAGCAUCAUAGCGCGCGAAAAAAAAACAAUUGACACGAAAGAGACUGUAGCCAGGGAGCAGAGUAGCUGCCUAUAACUAGAAAUCUGGACAGACUCUAGAAAAAAAGAGCUAACCGACAACGCCUUAAAAAACUAACCAUUUCGGUCCAUAUAAAGAUAAAAAUAAAAAGCUUCAUUUUUUCCCACCGUGAAAUAUUUUCAGGUGUACCAGGCAAAGUGGGAGAACGUGGACGUUGCUGUGAAGACGUUGAAGGACGACGCAACUUCCAGAGACUUUUUCAGGUUCUCUGAAGUUCAAGCUCCUUCUUCAUUUAUUAUUUUUUUUUGAAGUGAGGCCAACUUCCUGACCAAGCUGGACCAUGUUAAUUUGGUGAAACUCCUCGCCGUUUGCACGAAAGAGGUUUUGAGCUCAUUAGAUUCAAAAAUAGCGGGAAUUUUCAGAAACCGUUCUACAUCAUAACAGAAUACAUGCGAAACGGAUCUCUGUUAGAAUUGCUGAAGCUUGGAGUGAAGAAGAACCAUCUGACGGUGCCCGGGGCGAUCAACGUCGCGGCUCAAGUACCGUACUUCUCCUCGAGAUUUAAGCGCGAAUUUGCUCUCAGGUCGCGAGUGGAAUGGCUUAUUUGGAGGACCGUAAUAAGAUCCAUCGCGAUUUGGCGGCAAGAAACGUUCUCGUCGGAGAAAUUACCGACAACGUCCCUUUCGUUAAGGUUCGGCUCAGUACUUUCAUUUUUUUUUUCUCCUGAUUGCCUUUGCUUUUCUUGGAUCUAGUGGAUAAAUUAAAGUUAGAAUUUCCUAAUCUACAAGCUUAUUUCAUAACAUUUUCAUUUCACCUGAAAGCCUCUUUAAAAAAAAUUUAAGAUUUUUAGAAAAAAAAAAUUUGCAUCUAGCUUUUCGAAUUUUUCUAGUGUGGCGAGAGUAUCAUCAGAUCUUUUUUCCUUCGUUUUUUUGAUUUUAGUUCACUCAAAGAUGUCAACUUUUCGACUUCGGUUGACGUUUUUAUGAAAAAUUGACCAAAAGGACCUUCUGAUUCUAAAACAUGAAAAAAGUUUUUUUAUUUUCUUUGUCAUAGUCGAGUCGUGAACCUCUGCCAACUACAUGUAUAAUGAAUAGAAGUUGAACCGGGGGAGAAAAAAGGUCUCUCGUUAGAAUCAACCUGAAAAGCAGUUGAUUCUUUCAGAUAGCCGACUUCGGACUCGCGCGGGAACUUCAGCCAGGCGACGAGGUCUACUCCAUGUCCCAUAAUACCUCACUACCGGUCAAGUGGAUGUCCCCCGAGUCCUACUACGACCAGGCUUUCAGGUUUCUCGCUCAGCUUUUCUAAUUUUUUGAUAAACAAUAAACACCAUUUCCAGUUCGAAAAGUGACGUCUGGUCAUAUGGAAUAUUUUUAUACGAGCUAGUUACAGAGGGUCAAACUCCAUACAAAGGCAAGAAUUUUUGUAGAAAUAUUAAAUAAAUAUUUUUGAUUUUUCAAGGUCUCACUGCUGAGCAAACGAUCCGAAAAAGUUGACCACGGCUACAGGUUGCCGAGGCCAGAAGUCGUCCCAGAAGUCGUUUAUGAAAAUGUGAGACGUUUUUUCCGGCUUUAUUAUUGGCAAAAAAAGAUAAGUAUUUUAUUUUUCGUUUGGAAUUUACUCGAAAUUACGCUCGGAUGAAAAUCCCGCAACUUGAAACUUCCACAAUUCCUCAAUUUUUGAGAUAGUAAAGCUCAAAAUUAAGCUAAUUGAUAAUUUUCUUCGACUUUGUUAAUUUAAGCAAGUUUGUAAAUCAAAUUUUUGUCCCUUAGGAGCCUUUUUUCGAAUCAAAACAUUUCACCGUUACUGGAGGCCAUAUCUAGAUCUUCACAAAAUCAUCAAAGAUUUGUGGAAAAAGAUGAUGUUUAGACUUCUAUUUAAUGCUUUUGUCCCAAGUUGACUCAGUAGAGUUUCGGAACAAAGUUUCUUCACUUCAAAAGUUCCCGGCUGAAACAAAUGUCCCGUCAUUUUUGAAACAGGCGGUUUGUAGGUAUUCCUCGCGUGUCUCCACAAAGAUCCCGAGAAAAGGCCGUCUUUCCACCGGCUUUUCAAGUUCUUCGACGAGUACUACGCCUACUCGAAUAUCCACAAGACUCGAACUGUUCCUGAACACUUGAAAACUCCGAUUUGA